AUGGCAAAGAAGAAACAAGCAAGUAAAAAGCCUUCCACGACAACGAUCAUAGUGAAGGAGGCAACAGCAGCACAAGAAGAAUCAAAUGAAUCUUCAUUGUCAUCAAUUCCAUCCAAUGAUGAAAAUAGCAACAUGGAACAUAAAUCUACUCAAAAUACGGAGCAGGAAGAAACUUAUCAUCAAACUUCAACAUCGACAUUAGCAACCACAUCGGAAGUGGAUUCAAAAGAUGAAAAACAUGAAAACCAACUACAACAUCAAGAUUCCGAAACUUCCCAAGAUUGUACCAAUAAUCAUCGAGUUAAUUUAUCGACUACUACUACUUCAGACAGCGAUACGAUAUGUACGCGAGAAGAAGUGGCAGAAAAAAUCAAAGCUCCAACUAAUAGAGAUCUCAUCACAACUCCAUCAACACCACACAACAGUGAAACCUCCACCUCUACUCUUCCUACAAAUGUGAACAACGACAUUGCGAAAAAGUACGAAGACUUUUUGAAAAAUGUUUGUGAAAUUGUGGAGCAACACUCUGAAAAUAUUGCCACAUUUUCUGAACGCCUUGGUGGCAAGUUUUGUAAAUUUGAAACAACUCUCGAAAAAUCAAAACAACAAACUAUUAAGUUAUUUGAACACAACGAAAUUAAGCAGAAGGAAAAUUCUCAAAAAGGAACUUUGUUAGAUCCAUCUGUCCGACAAAUGCUGAUGGGGUUUAUGACACAAGUUGACCAACUUUAUGAGCAAAGAGAUCGAGCGAUUACUGAGAAAAUGAGCAAAAUGGGCUCUAACUUGCAAAAAUUGAGUAAUAAUGUUAAAGUGUUUGAAGAGGCAAAGAAAAAAGAAUCUUCAUCAGAAGAUAAAUCAAUCACAGCCGAAGAAGCUGCAUCCAAUACUCAAUCUACAACUUCUAAAGUGGAGUCUAAUGCUGAGGAGAAUCUCACAGAAGAAGAGCUUAGAAAGCGGUGCAAAGAGUUCGAAGAGAAACUCAAAGAAAAGGAGAAAGAAUUUUCUUCUUACAAAACAAAAGUUGCAGAAUGGAAAGAAAAAGUUAAGGUGAUUAGCAAUAAGGACAUGAAGAAGAUCGAAGAAUUAAAAAAGCAAGUGACAACACAGGAAAAGACAAUAGAAGAAUUGAAUGCAAAAAUUGAAGAGAUAAACAAAAAGAACGAAACAAUUCCAAAUUUGGAGAAUAGUUUAAACGUUAAAGAUGAUGAAAUUGAAAAGCUCAAAAAAGAGAUCGCAUCGUUGAGUGAGAAAAUUUCGCAAAAGGACCUCUCUAUCGAACAACAUCAAAUAACGAUCAAUGAAAAGAAUCAAAUCAAUGCAGACCUAUGUGAAAAACUUACUAGUAUUCAACAGCAACAGCAAGAGGCAGCCACUUCAUCUUCAAAAAAGGUUCCCAAAUUUCAAGAUCUUAAAAUUCUUAAAAAACUUGAUCUUGAUUCCAAGAUGUGGUUCUAUGUACAACAUGAUGUAGAAAAUACUUUUGAGUGGAUUGAUCUUGAGGAAUUAAAACAGAUUCACUCAGAUGCACAAUUGAACUCACCUCUCGAUUCUCUACUACCAGAAAAAUCUAUUCUACAAAUUCAUGAAGAGUCAUUCCAACAAAGGCUUUCAGAAGAAUCCAAAAAACUCGAAGAACAAAUUAAAUUAUUCAACGAAAAGGAUGAGGAGUUAAAAACCUACAAAACUCGUGCCCAUGCUGCUUUGAAAAAGAAAACUGAUGCUCUCAAUCAAGCCAAAAUUGAUUACGAAAAUCAAAUUAAUGAAUUGAAGGAGUCUCUCACAAAACAGCAAGAAGACAAUGAAGAGCAAUCUAAAUUGAUUCAAGAUCUUCAGGAACAAGUUCAGAGCUUCAUCAUUAUUCAGGAGAAAGCUGUCAAGCUUGGAUCGGAUCUCGAUAAAGUCAUGUCUGAAAAAGAAGAUUUGGAAGACAAAAUUAAAUCCUUAGAAAAACAACACUCAAAAACCAAGGAAGAUUUUAAUGAGGAAAAAUCCAAGCUUAUUCAAGAAUAUGAACUUCAACUCAGACAAUUGGAGAGCAAGAACAGUGAAUUAGACGAGCAAUUCAGAAAAGAAUUAAGAGUGACCCGAGAACGAAAUAGAAGAAUUUUGGAUGAGAAGGAACGAGAAAUUACCAAAUUGCAAAUGAAAAUAUCUGAGAAUAAGCAAGUGACCGAUGAAGCUGAACAAGUCAGAGAGAAACUUGUGUCACUUGAAAAUGAAAUGAAUUUGAUAAAAGAGGAGAAUGAAAGUUUAAAGAAGCAAUUAACUGCCAUGAUGAAUGCAGAGAGCACACCCACAGUGAAAACACCUCGAAAGGUGGAUCAAUCUCAAAUAUUGUCAUCUGCUUUGAACGAUGGCCCAACAACUCCAACCUCAAUUUCGCAAGAUAACAUUUCUGAUCUCUCUCCUUCUGUUAGUACUUCUGAUUUGACAUUGGAAAGAGAUUUUAAUCAACUCAUGGAAUUGGCUCAGCUUCAAGCAUCACGAGAUACUGAAAUGAUGCACUACAAGGAAACAAUUUCAAAGCUUAAACAAAUCAUCAAAGAAAGAGAGCACAGUGAAAAAUCUUUCAAAAUUUUGGAAAAGCAAUUGAAAGAGGAAAUUGAACAUUUACAACGACUUCAAAAGCAAGGAGCUCCCAAUCUUGAAUAUUUAAAGAAUAUUUUGAUCUCAUUCUUAACUGGCGAGGAUAGGAUUGUGAAAGAGAAAUUACUCAAAGUACUUGCUCAAAUGAUGGAUCUUUCGAAGGAAGAGCAAGAUAAGAUUUCACAAAAAUGUUUAGCUGAGCCUUCUUCAUCAUUAUGGAAUAUUGUAAGUACUUGCAAGUGUUGUGUGAUUUUGUUUAUUGGACAAUCUUAA
Naegleria fowleri is the source of this 2859-nucleotide messenger RNA. RefSeq lists its product as uncharacterized. The transcript has a single exon. NCBI's taxonomy places the organism in Eukaryota, Heterolobosea, Eutetramitea, Acrasida, Naegleriidae. The record is from RefSeq and is a predicted model, not a curated record. The coding region runs from base 1 to 2859 and encodes 952 amino acids.